GGUUGCACAUAACACAGAGGUCUAAAACUGAGUAGACGUGUCAUUUUAAAUUGAAUGUUUGGUUUCCUGCAGGGAGAAGAUUGUUUCGUUUGUAUUUCUGUAUUUUACAGCAGGUGCAUGCUUGAUGGCGACUUUUAAAGAACUAGAGGUCAGAAUCCAACAACUGGAAGAAGAACUAGCCACAGAGAGAAAUAAACGAGGAUGUUCUGAUGACCAAAGCCACAGACCUAAGAUUGAAAAAAUGAGCGCUGAAGUGUUGGAUUCUAACCCUUACAGCCGACUCAUGGCUCUGAAACGAAUGGGAAUAGUAGACGAUUAUGAGCGAAUUCGUUCAUAUGCUGUUGCAGUAGUUGGUGUUGGUGGAGUUGGGAGUGUGACUGCUGAGAUGCUGACAAGAUGUGGCAUUGGUAAGCUGCUGCUGUUUGAUUAUGACAAAGUUGAACUGGCAAACAUGAAUCGACUCUUCUUUCAGCCCCAUCAAGCUGGUCUAAGCAAAGUAAAAGCAGCAGAGCACACUCUUGGAAAUAUUAACCCUGAUGUUCAGUUUGAAACACACAACUACAACAUCACAACGUUAGACAAUUUCCAACAUUUCAUGACAAGGUUAAGUAAUGGUGGACUGUUGGAGGGGAAGCCAGUUGAUCUUGUCUUAAGUUGUGUAGACAACUUUGAAGCACGUAUGGCAAUCAACACAGCUUGUAAUGAACUUGGCCAAGUUUGGAUGGAAUCUGGUGUCAGUGAAAAUGCAGUCUCUGGGCAUAUUCAAUUCAUUAUACCAGGAGAAACUGCCUGCUUUGCGUGUGCUCCUCCACUUGUAGUUGCUGCUAACAUUGAUGAAAAGACAUUAAAGAGAGACGGAGUUUGUGCAGCUAGUUUGCCCACAACUAUGGGAGUCGUUGCAGGAAUUCUUGUGCAGAAUGUUCUGAAGUACCUUCUGAAAUUUGGCACAGUCAGUUACUAUUUGGGCUACAAUGCAAUGCAGGAUUUUUUUCCCACAAUGAUCAUGAGGCCUAACCCUAAUUGUGAAAAUAAAGAAUGCGUAAAACGUCAAGAAGAAUACAAGAAAAAAGACUUAGCCCAUCCAAAACAAGAAACCACAGUGGAAGAAAAAGAAGUUGUUCAUGAAGAUAAUGAGUGGGGCAUUGAACUGGUAUCAGAAAUAUCUGAGGAAGAAUUAAAAGCAGCUUCUGGGCCAGUGCCUGACCUUCCGGAAGGAAUAACAGUAGCUUACACUGUUCCCAUUAAGGAUGAAACAGCUGCUGCUGGAGACACUGUAGAGGACUCUGAACAAAGCCUAGAAGAGCUCAUGGCCAAGAUGAAGAGCAUGUAGUGACAAUACCAAUUAUUUAAUUUUUAGACUCAAUAAAAAUCUUAAACAUAACAAGUGUGGACAUAAAGUGCCUGAUUACUCUGAAUUCCUUACAACAUAAGCUGUCACAGCUGUUAAGGAUGAAGUUGCCAGUUACAUUGAACAUUUACUUUUUAUCUUGGCAUGCACAGGCCAGCCUAACUAAUAUUUUUGUAGCCAUAAAGUGAACUGGUCUUUCAGCUGCUGUUUAUGAUGCAGUUUUCCAGUCUUUGAAUGAUUAAUACAUCACUAUCCAGGUUUAGACAUGUAUUUGGAUAGCUGGGAGUAGGCUGUCUCCAAGGAUGUAGUGUUUGGCAUGAUUUAUUUUUAGUACAUGCCUUGUAUCUGUAUGCCUGACACUGGUUAGGAAAGGAAAAACACAUGAUAUGCAUGAAGUGUUAGCACACUGUUGAAAUAUCUUUAAAAAAAAAAAAGUAAUGAGGGAGAAGACAAGUUAGUCUUUGUGCCAUCUUCUGAGUGACCCUAUAUGGUAGAAUGAAGUUGCCUCUGUCCUCCUGCUAUCUGCAUUUUUUUAUUUAUCUUUCCAUGCUGUUUCAUGUCAGAGGAUAAAUAAAUGUUUUGUGUAGGAUAGUAAAUGGAAAAGUUUAAAUGCAAGCGAACUCGUAGGAUACUAGUGCCAAAGCAGAGGGGCACAAAAUGUGGAUGAAAUGGUUCUUGCUCUUACUCAAUAAACAUUCCACAUCAUAUGUAAGGAGACCACAAAGAACUAGGAUGUAUUUCACUUUGUGUUAAAUUAUUGACCUCUUUGUUUUACAUAGUUUGUGUUUUUAUAGUAAUUUUAUGCUUGAAUGUUUGCUGCCUGAUCUUUUUUGACUAAUUUCAACUUAUAUGUGGAAAAGCAUGCAUUUGCUACAUCAGAUGCUAUUUUCUAGUAGAAUUCAGUUUAUGUUGUAAACUGCAAUGCCUGUAGAAUAAAAACAGCUUUCAUGAUAUUACUUCUCAUUAAGUUCAGUUGCAAAGUGAAUAAUGUUGAAGUAAAAAAAUAAAUAUAAGCGUCUCAUGACA
Molecule: messenger RNA, 2374 nt
Organism: Protopterus annectens (West African lungfish)
Lineage: Eukaryota; Metazoa; Chordata; Ceratodontiformes; Protopteridae
Gene: UBA5
Product: ubiquitin like modifier activating enzyme 5
Exons: 12
Coding region: 125-1330 (401 amino acids)
Biological process (GO): protein ufmylation
Cellular component (GO): cytosol; cytoplasm
Molecular function (GO): UFM1 activating enzyme activity
Source: RefSeq, a predicted model, not a curated record